Messenger RNA from Salvelinus sp. IW2-2015, 5186 nucleotides. RefSeq names its product rho GTPase-activating protein 39-like. Gene Ontology annotation, biological process: signal transduction. Gene Ontology annotation, cellular component: cytoskeleton; cytoplasm. NCBI's taxonomy places the organism in Eukaryota, Metazoa, Chordata, Actinopteri, Salmoniformes, Salmonidae. Gene Ontology annotation, molecular function: GTPase activator activity; protein binding. The record is from RefSeq and is a predicted model, not a curated record.
GUUAAGCCCYUAGGAACGCCUACACUUUAAAUUCCCAUGUGGGGGGCAAAUGUAUUUAGGACUCUCAAAAACUUCAAUAUUAAAGACGUGAAAAUGAGACAUAAAUCUAAAGCAUCAACAAUGGACCAAGGGUAGGCUUAGAAUUGUGUCGAAUGUCCCGUCAGAGGUAGCCUUAUGGCUAUAGCAGGAUGAGCGGGAAGCGCGUGGGUGCGUCCUGGACUCGGACUCCGGGGUGACCCCCAUCGUAUGACUCACGUGCAGAGGCGGAGACUCCAUAUCUAAAUCACUACGGGAGUACAGUCUCUUGUUCAGACCGUCCAACGCGGUGGGAAAAUUAACAAGAAUAAGUCAACAUUACAUUAUAAUUUCAAGACCAAGGCAACGCAAUGUUUACAAUGUGAAGAAAAUGUCCGUSAUAAGUCCAGAUUGGGUGGAGAUCCUGGAGCCACGCUCUCGGGAGCGCAUGUAUGUGAACCUGGCCACUGGCGAAUGCGGCUGGGACCCUCCCUUAGGCGCUCCCGUUCGUCAGGCUGACGGCAACCAGUGGUGGGAGCUCUUUGACUCCCAGAGCGGCCGCUUCUACUACUACAACUCCGUGGGACGCCAGACUGUCUGGCACCGACCCCAAGGGGGCGACAUAGUUCCCCUCUCCCAGCUACAGGCUAUGAAGCGCUGCUCUGAGGCCAAGCGGGCCGGGGGAACUGGAGAGAGGGACAGGGAGCCUGGAACAGGUAGACUGGGGAGUACAGGGAGCCGUACAGGGAGCCAGGGACGCGGCACCCCUCUUCCAGAGCACCAUGGAGUGGGGGGUACAGACAGCCAGGGGCGCCUCACCCCUCGUCCAGAGCACCAUGGAGCAGGGAGCCUGGGGAGUACAGGCAGCCAGGGACACCGCACCCCUCUUCCAGAGCACCAUGGAGCAGGUAGCCUGGGGAGUACAGGCAGCCAGGGACACCACACCCCUCUUCCAGAGCACCAUGGAGCAGGUAGCCUGGGGAGUAUAGGCAGCCAGGGACACCGCACCCCUCUUCCAGAGCACCAUGGAGCGGGUAGUCUGGGGAGUAUAGGCAGCCAGGGACACCGCACCCCUCUUCCAGAGCACCAUGGAGCAGGUAGUCUGGGGAGUACAGGCAGCCAGGGACACCGCACCCCUCUUCCAGAGCAGAGUAAGCCUGUCCCCAGAACCCCUGAGACCCCAAGCGAGAGAGAGACUUCAGACACAGUGGUGGACGGCAGACCAGCUCAGGGAGACAACAGCUCGGACGAAAGCAAGGAGUCACUGAGAGAGCGCUCUCAGAGAUGGCAGCCUUCCCCAGGGUCUAAGGCAGCAAUGUUGGUUAAAGUAAACAGUGUCAGUCGGAUCCAGCCUGGAGGCCCAUCUAGCCCGGACCUGCAGCUCCGCCACCACAACACACACGCACACAACAAGCCCAAUGGCCACCAAGCCUUUACCCUCCACCCCGUCAGCAGCAAACCCCCGGGGGCUCACUCCUGCACCACCCAGGGCUACAAGACCGCACCCUCCGGCAAGAUGGCCGCCGACGCCCGGCAGGCCCARCACUUGAGAAAGAUCGGCAACGGCAGCUUCUGUCUGGUGUCCUCUGACCCUCCCCAAACUCCAGGCAGUCACAGGUCCCAGCCCAGCACCCCCAGGUCAGUGUCACCACAGUACGCCUCCACACCUCACCUCUACGACGACCUGGGAAAAGAGUGUCCCAUCUAUGAUGAGCCUCCUGUGGACAUGGAGGUGGAGGGGGCUCACCUCCAUAAUGGGCCUGGUGGUCUAUCCUGUCUCACCCCCACACACAGCCUGCAAAAGCCCAGGCUCCUCCAGCACCCUGGCUCCUCUCACUCAGAAUCCAGGCACAAGAGGAACCCUUCUGCCUCUGACUACAGCCCUGCUGGCCUGGAGUGCAUCAAGCACAUGGUUGUUGUGGACCCAAAACAGGGCCUCCUCUCCACCUCCCCCGGUCCCACCCGCACCCCCUCCCCCACACCACGAUCAGACCCCCUCUUGGCCCAGCCCCAGUCCCAGCCCCGGGGGCAGCAGAGGGAGCCAGGGACCCUGGAGAAAAAGCAGACAUGGCGAGCCCUGGAGGCCAGUGUGUUGAGGGCAGUGGAGGCUCGUCACAGCAGGCAGAGCAGCCAGGCCUCCCAGGACUUCCCCACACCUCCAGGUCCCCAGACCACCGCCACCUACCAGGACUCUGGCUACUCCACUGGCCCCUCUCCGAGCCUGAGGAGGAAGAGCCGGCGGAGGCUGGGGGCCGGAGGCCGGCCUGGCUCAGUAGGCAGUAGCGGAGAGCUGUGUGCCCUUAACGAGAGGCUGAUGGCGGAGAUGAGGGAGGUGGUGAGCCGCUCCAACACCAUGAGGGAGAUGAAGGCUGGAGGCCUGGGGGCAGAGAUUAMCGAGAGGGGCGCAGUGCCCCGGACACGUUCCCCCGUGGACUCCCUGCAGUGGUAUGGAGGAGGAGGAAGGUGUGCGUCACGAGAAGACGUCCKCRCCGCCAGCCUCUCGCUGAGCAGGGCGGGUAAUCAUGGCAACCCAGCCCUGCCACCCCUGGAGAUGCCUGGUAGGCAGAAYAGGACCUAUGAGAAGGUGGACACCUUGGAGAAGAGCAUCACCAGUCAGGCCGGCCUCUCCUCACCAGACACCCCCGGACCRCCCUCAGAGGUGGGAACCCUGGAACUGAAGGCUCAGUUGGACAGCAGGAAGAAAGGUAUGGUGGACGGACGAACAGGCUCACUGGGCCCCCAUCACCAACGCUCCGUCUCCCAUGACAACAUAGAGGGAGAAGGAAGAGGAGGAAUAGGAGGCUCCUACCACCAGCUCUCUUACGCCACCCUGCGCAAGCCCCCGCCCCCAGACACCUCAGGCAUGGCGGACUGGGCCAGCAAGCACCUGAACAUGCACACCCAGGGCCUGUUCCGCCGCCGUGUCUCCAUCGCCAACAUGCUCUCCUGGAACCGCGGCUCCAUCAAGAAGCCCAUGCUGGUGACCAGCGACCGCGCUGUGAGGAAGGAGGCCUGUGAGAUGUUCAAGCUGGUCCAGGCCUACAUGGGAGACCGGCCCUCACGGCUGGACCGUCGCCACGCCGCCCUGCUCAUCGUCACCAAGUGCUGGGGCAUGCAGGGCCUGAGGGAUGAGCUGUAUGUGCAGCUGGUGAGGCAGACCACGGGCAACACCAGCCCUAGGAGCCUGGCUGCAGGCUGGGAGCUGAUGGCUGUCAGCCUGGCCUUCUUCGCCCCCUCUCCCAAGUUCCGCUGCUACCUGGAGGGAUACAUCCAGAGGCACACGGAUCCGAGCAGUGACAAGAAACGUGAGUCUCAGACUGAGCAACAGGUGGCUCAGUUCAUACUAGACCAMCAGGACAUGAAGCUGAAGAAGAACUCAAAGUCCAGAAAGAAACGGAAACAGAACACAGAUGAAGAAGGUCUGCCCAUCAGCACGUAUGCAAAGUUCUGCUAUCGCAAACUACAGAAAGUGMCCAUAACUGGAGGCAAAAAGGGUCUUCGUAAGCCAACUCUGGAGGAGAUUGACCACAGCAGACGGGCCAUCGUGACCCCCUCCCUGUUUGGCAGCUCCUUGGACGAGGUGAUGGAGCGCCAGAGUGAACUCUUCCCAGACAGGAAGCUACCCUGGGUACAGGUGCAGCUCUCCCAAUACGUCCUGGCACUGGGAGGGGCCCAGACUGAGGGCAUCUUCAGGGUGCCUGGAGAUAUCGAUGAAGUCAACGCAUUGAAGCUCCAGGUCGACCAAUGGCGGAUCCCAGAAAACCUCUCAGACCCCAACGUACCUGCCUCCCUGAUGAAGRUGUGGUAUCGUGAGUUGGAGGAGCCUCUCAUCCCCAUGGCCUUCUACAAGCAGUGUGUCAGUAACUAUGACGACCCUGUGGCAGCCAUUACUGUUGUACAGUGUCUGCCUGAGCUCAACAGACUGGUGCUGUGCUACUUUAUCCACUUUCUGCAGGUGUUUGCUCAGCCUGCUAAUGUGUCUGUUACUAAGAUGGAUGUCAAUAACCUUGCCAUGGUGAUGGCCCCCAACUGCCUCCGCUGCCAGUCUGAUGACCCACGAAUCAUCUUUGAGAACACACGCAAGGAAAUGUCUUUCCUGCGCAUGCUCAUCGUUCACCUGGACACCAGUUUCAUUGAGGGCGUUGUGUAGACUGACUCCCUUGACACCACGUGCCCCAGUGUCACUGAGAGAUUCACUCUGCUCUGCGAAGCCCMCCCCACUCCAUUGACCUAUCACAAAACAAACACACUGGAAAUCAUACUGUAACAAUAGGCAGGGUCAUAAGAAGAUAAGCGAGAACCCAGAUGUCUCACCACUGAGUACUGUACGUAACACUGUCACUUGACCCAUCCUCUAUCCUACUUUCUGACUGCAGAACAAUACAUCUGUGCCUACUUCAUAGGUGACAUUGUGUGUGUUAUGUGAUGGAAACACCACAAUUAUUGCACACAAAAAGACUACAAAUUACUUUACAUCAUAGGGACCGCAUUUUAUCCAGUUCAUUUUGCUGACUUUUUUAAAACUGCAUGUAAAAUCUGAUUUUCCUCCUACAUUUAUAACUGAAUGUGAAGUGCCAUUGUUUCGUUGCUGGAUAUGGGCUGUGCAGGAGGAGUCUCAUAUGGUUUGUACAGGAUGGACAUUGUCAUCAGGAAACAGACCCAGGGUCCCCUCAUAUCUAUUUGGCCUCUUGUAUGUAUGUGUGUCUGUGUGUGUUUGAGUUCUAGAGACUCAGCCUCCAGUUCUUAUUUACAAAUGAGAAAAAAAUUAUAAUUUAAAAAUAAGCUUGCCUGUGAUGUUUUUAGUAGUUCUAUCAACAAGACUGCAUCAGUCUCACUGCUAUGUUGGUGAUUUUAUCUGAAAAAAACUGUUCCACCACAGCCAUUUUGAUAUAGAGCCACAGUCUAUAGUCCGACUACAGUCGAGCCACAGUCAGAGCGUACAUUUCAAAGUACAAACUGGAAGCAAUAAGACCAUGUGUCUUGGAGCUUGUGUAAAAUACCCGUUUUAGUGGUCUCCUCAACAGUGUGUGUUGUGCAAUAACAACCCUCUGAUUUUCAACUGCUGAGGGAGGAUGUUAUAAAUGUAUUCUGGUACAUGUAUGUACUGUGUGUAUGGGAGAUCUAUUCGGKAGCAGGUAGCCUAGCAGUUAGAGCUUUGGGCCAGUAACCGG